CAAUUUAAGCAACUUGAAUGACUGUUGGGAUUGAUUCGUUUUUCAUAUGGGUCAUCUAUAAAUCUUCCUAACAAAUUCCACAUCGAUUUGAAAUUUCAAUCCGAUCUUUAAAAAAUCACUCUUUCCCACCAAUCUUGACCGAAUCCCAAAUCCCAAUUCUCCCCCCCUAUAUAAUUUUCAGGAAACGCUCCUCUGACCCACCAAACCCAUAGAAGAAGUCCGGGGAUCUGCUCGCCGGAGCAGUUUCUCCGACCAAGAGCCGGAUUCCGGGGUACCCUUUUCGCCUUCUGCCAGGAACCGAUGGCGUCUGUCGGGAUUCGCUACGGCGUCGGAGGGUCCUCGUGCUCGCUCCGCCGCGACGUAGGCCCUGCUACUGGCCGGGAGAGGCCCUCUUCUCUGGUGAUAUCCAAUCACUCCAGAUCGCAUGCCGGUAACGGGGCCAUCUCGAUUUCGAGGGAUCCCAGGAGGAACGACCCGAAGUUCCCGGGUUCUUGGAUCGAGGGAGGGGGAGACGGCGAUAGCGAAUCCCGGGCGGUCGCUAAUCGGAGGAUGGAUGAGUGGAUGACUACCUCAGUGUCGGAGAUAGUGAAGAAACUCCCCGAGGCCCCGCUGUUCGUGCAGGUGCGCGAGAGAGACCAGGGUGGCGGCAGACGGUUUUUCGAUUUGAAGGUGGAGAAGGAGGUUGGGGCGGGUCACUGGGAUGCUGUGAGGGCCGAGUGGGAGAAAGGGGAGACCUCAUUGCCUGAAGGUGUGAUCUUUGUGGAAGAAUUAGUAGAUAACGAAGAGAAAUCGGACGAUGUUCGAAUCGAUGACGACGGUGAGAGAAUCAACCAGAUUUGGGGGAUCAUCGUGCAGGGGAAGGGGGCCAACUGCGGUGUGCCAGCAUGCUACUUGCUGAAGACGACUCGGGUCUCGUCGGGGUUGGGAUUCUGCGCGGUGCACUUCUUCUUGACAAGGGUGAAGAACUUCCGGGAAAAGGCGAAGACGCAGCUGGACAAAUGCUGGCUGGUGCGGUAGGGAGAUGAGAUGAGAUCAUUUCAUUCUUUCAGACGGUUGUAAACUGCUGAUGGACAAGAAAGUUUGGACCUCCGAUGAAAUUCAUUCUUCGAUCAAGUGUUGUUAUGAUAAUGAUUCUAAUGGCUCAUCAUGUAUAGGAUUGCUCUUUGGAAGAAUUAAUUGCAAAGUGGUUUUACAUUGAUUGAUUCUUUCCUUUUCUCUCCAUCGAGUUUUUUUUUUUUUUGGGGGGGUUGCAUUCUCUGUUUCCGGAAAGAGUUGCCGAUCAGGGCUGUUGAACUCCUGUUUUUUUAAACAGAACGAUGUAGCUGUUCCAUGAGAAUUCAUGGAAGAUUUCCGACUGUUUGCGGUAUAAGUACUGUCA
Messenger RNA from Punica granatum (pomegranate), 1378 nucleotides. Lineage: Eukaryota; Viridiplantae; Streptophyta; Magnoliopsida; Myrtales; Lythraceae. The record is from RefSeq and is a predicted model, not a curated record.